AUGGAAUCUGAAGAAAAUUAUGAUCCAUAUUCCUUAGAGGAUGAUGAUUAUAUUCAAAAUUCUUAUGUUACAAUACGUUUAAGUGAUCAAGAUAUUUAUACAGCUAAUUAUUCUAAUUUGCAUAUUCCAAAUCAUAGUGAAAUACUUAUAGAUGAAGAAAAUGUUAUUAGUAACAAUUCACCAGAUAACCAAGGAGUAUACAUUCCAAAUAACCAGCGAACGAGUUAUUUCGAAUGUUUUUUAGGCCAUUUUGCUUUAUAUACUACUUUACUUUUCUUAACCUUAAGGCAUCUUUUUCUAGAUUGCUAUCGUGGUUUGAAGAGAUUAAAAAGAGAAAGAUUCGAUAACAACAAUGAUAAUUCAGAUAAAAAGAGUCUUAUAGCCAGUGUAAUUAAUGAGGAAGAACAGUGA
Plasmodium gallinaceum is the source of this 411-nucleotide messenger RNA. RefSeq lists its product as hypothetical. The record is from RefSeq and is a predicted model, not a curated record. Lineage: Eukaryota; Apicomplexa; Aconoidasida; Haemosporida; Plasmodiidae. The transcript has 2 exons. Bases 1 to 411 code for a protein of 136 amino acids.